Messenger RNA from Clavispora lusitaniae ATCC 42720, 1500 nucleotides. It is a transcript of the gene DEM1, whose product is annotated as Dem1p. Lineage: Eukaryota; Fungi; Ascomycota; Pichiomycetes; Serinales; Metschnikowiaceae. Gene Ontology annotation, cellular component: nucleus; mitochondrion. Gene Ontology annotation, molecular function: single-stranded DNA 5'-3' DNA exonuclease activity. The record is from RefSeq and is a predicted model, not a curated record. Gene Ontology annotation, biological process: interstrand cross-link repair.
AUGUCGCGUGUCUUGACAUUCCGAGUGCCGCCCGAGCAGCAGCAGGCGCCCAAACCUCUUUUGUCUGACCGCUCGUCUACAUGGCCGCUCCUUCCGCAGCUUGCGCCUACAGCGGUGCGUCCGGCGCUGCCUCCGUCUCCCAAAGAGGAGUUGGUGCUCAAUGUCUUUGGCCGUGGUCCUGAUUCACUACUUAUGCCACCUAAACACUCGUUACCUCCACCGUUCGCUUUCUAUACACAAUUUAAUGGCGAUGCGCUGUAUAUGGCUGAGCCACGGCUUCUGGUGACAAAACUUCUAGUGCUGUCGUGGUGCGAGCUCCGUGAAUACUACGAAGUUUAUGCGGGGCUGCCCCGCCGCGUUCCUACUGCACGUUUGACCCAGGGCACCGACUACCAUCGCGUAUUGGAAGAGCGGCUGCAUCGCGCGAUUGAUCCACUGACGGUCAGCGCGCGGGUGGAGGAGAUUCUAGGCGAAAUGCCCGAGGAGCGCGUACUAGCGCUCACUCAAGGUGGCUCUAUGGCCUUCAAAUUAGCACACCAGUGGGUCGAACAGAUUCUUGUGAGGUGUUUGGCGGUGGCCCACACAGGCUAUGCGCGUGAAAUGCAUUUGCACGGGUUCCUUGAUUUAACGUCGGGUGAAUUGGCGACAUCUAAAUCGACAAUAGGGCAAGGUGUGCUCGUCAACGGUAUAGCAGACAUGGUGCGACUCGAGCCGGCUCCAUAUGGGCACGACCGCGCGCUCCCAUGGGACCCACAGGCUGUACUUGAAUUGGGUCCUGCCCUCGAGGGAGCAAAAGCCCGCAUGGACCGCCUCGCCACCAAUCAUACGCUCGAAGUGCGCGACGUCAAAACACGCGCCUACAAUAAUGUGCCGAAGCAGUCGCUGGUGGUGGAAGCUGCGCGCGACCAAUGCAUGUAUUACGCCCAGUUUCUCACGACGCUAGCACAAAACGAAGAAUACGCGUACCAAAGUCUAGUGGAAAACUUCACGCGGCGACACAUUCAGACCUCGCAUCCUCUUGGCGAAGCACACGCUGCAGCACUACUUAUUACCAACUUUGGCGUGCUUGUAGAAGAUUACAAGGCGCUCGCUCGGGGCGAUGCUCUAAGCUUCACACCAUUUGACAAUGCGACCACGUUCUACGUCACAGAACAGCCCCCAGAAGCAUACUCACUCGCAAACUUCGUGGAUGAACCUACAUUCAGGACACUUUUGGCCGACUUUCAUGGAGACUACUUUGCGGACGUGGAUAUAAGUGUUCUCUUCCGCGAAUGGAAACGGCCGUUGACCCCAGCAUAUUUUUGUGCUCGGGCAGCGCAGGCACUUUAUCUAUUCGAGAAGUUGAAGCCCUCAUCCGUAUGCGUAGAGUAUCACAAUGUCAAAACUGGACGCAUCAUCGAAUGCAAAAGCUUUCCUUUUGACAAGCACACACUUGAAGAAGCUUCCAAGCGCGCUGCCCAGUUUUUGGGCAGGUACUCGACCACCCAUAAGCACAGAUGA